AUGGCUCGAACUAAGGGUAACAACACCGAAAGACCAACCACUUCUAAGCAACCAAGAAAAUAUUAUGCUCCAAAGUCGGCGUCUAAAAAGGCUGCAGUCUCCUCUAAGAAGGCUGUUGCUGGUGUUUCACAAAAAAAGCCAGUUGCUAGACACUCUCAUCCUGGGAUCAAGGCUUUACAAGAAAUUAAAUUUUAUCAACGUUCAACAGAACUUUUAUUAAGAAAAUUACCGUUCCAACAUUUGGUUAGAGAAAUUGCUCAACAAUCAAAGUCUGAUCUUAGAUUCCAAUCUGCUGCUAUUGCUGCUCUUCAAGAAGCUGCUGAGGCUUAUCUUGUUGGUCUUUUUGAAGACACUAAUUUAUGUUCACUUCAUGCUAAAAGAGUCACUAUUAUGCCAAAAGACAUGCAGCUUGCAAGAAGAAUUAGAGGUGAAAGACAAUAA
This is a messenger RNA of Entamoeba dispar SAW760, 441 nucleotides long. Its product is annotated as histone H3, putative. The record is from RefSeq and is a predicted model, not a curated record. Gene Ontology annotation, molecular function: structural constituent of chromatin; protein heterodimerization activity; DNA binding. The transcript has a single exon. Gene Ontology annotation, cellular component: nucleosome. NCBI's taxonomy places the organism in Eukaryota, Evosea, Mastigamoebida, Endamoebidae. The coding region runs from base 1 to 441 and encodes 146 amino acids.